AUGAGUUUUUCCUUGGAACAACAAUUUAUGCUGGAAAAGCCUGGAAUUUUGCUAUCAUUUGAACAACUGAGAUUAAAUUUCAAGCUGGAACUUCGACAAUUGGAACAUGAGUCCCAUGCAAUGAGUUCAACGCUUACUGCUUUGCUUCAAGAGUCAAUUCCGAUUGAAAGUAAAGUCCAAGAGAUUGAUAGCUUGGUUUCGAGGAAUCGAAAUUUAAAGAAAAAGAUGGUACAGCUUAGAGAAGCCGAAGAAAUGCAUAUUCAGCGAACGCGGUUGCGUUUACAGUUUAUAAAUACUCUCAGCCAAAUUGAGGACCUGGAUUCACCGGAAUAUUUGGAUUGGUCCAGGACUCGUUUGAAUCGACUGAUUGCGGAUUACAUGUUAGCAAACGGCUAUCAUGACUCUGCCAUAAAAUUAUGCAAAAACUCCGAUUUGUUUGAAAUGGUUGACAUUGAUAUUUACAAGAGGUACCAGCAAAUACUUGACUCUAUUCUCCGACGUGAAUUGAAAGAGGUACUUGCAUGGUGCGCCGAGCAUCGAUCGAUUCUAAAGAAGAUUAGUAGCACGCUGGAACUCGAGAUCCGAAUACAGCGUUUUGUUGAACUGGUAAAGUCGAAUAAAAAAGUUCAGGCAAUUAAUUUUGCUAAAACUUACUUUGGUAAUUGGACCAAAACCCAUGCGGGCAGGCUUCAGCAAGUUGCAGCUCUUUUGGCGAUUCCGUAUUCUACGAAAAUUUCUCGAUACAAUGAAUAUCUUUCCGAUCAACGUUGGGACUUCUUGGCAUCCUUGUUUUCCAAAACAUUCAGCCAAGUGAAUUGUCUUUCCUCAGUCUCCAUUCUACAUAUUGCGAUAGCUGCAGGUCUUUCUUCCUUGAAAACUCCUUCUUGCUAUAAUUACGAAGAUGCACACAAUUCUCACUCCUUUCAGUCUUCCGCCAUUCGGCAGUGUCCUGUAUGCACUCCCAACCUAAGCGUUCUCGCACAGUCUUUACCUUAUGCUCAUGUUACCCAAUCAGUCAUUGUUGAUUCAUUAACGGGUGCUCGACUGGAUAGCGAUAAUCGCCCUGUCGCCCUUCCAAAUGGGCAUGUUUACGGAAUUAAGAGCUUAAUUGCAUGGAAUGAAGUAAAUGGGACACAAGAAGGAUAUUUGAAAGAUCCUUUUUCAGGAAAAGACUAUCCUUCUGAGUUACUCAGAAAGGUGUACGUGGUAUAG
Messenger RNA from Schizosaccharomyces osmophilus, 1212 nucleotides. It is a transcript of the gene gid9, whose product is annotated as GID complex subunit Gid9. Gene Ontology annotation, molecular function: protein binding; ubiquitin protein ligase activity. Lineage: Eukaryota; Fungi; Ascomycota; Schizosaccharomycetes; Schizosaccharomycetales; Schizosaccharomycetaceae. Bases 1 to 1212 code for a protein of 403 amino acids. The transcript is spliced from 3 exons. Gene Ontology annotation, biological process: proteasome-mediated ubiquitin-dependent protein catabolic process. The record is from RefSeq and is a predicted model, not a curated record. Gene Ontology annotation, cellular component: GID complex; nucleus; cytoplasm.